Messenger RNA from Macadamia integrifolia, 1226 nucleotides. RefSeq lists its product as uncharacterized. Bases 36 to 1226 code for a protein of 396 amino acids. The transcript is spliced from 3 exons. NCBI's taxonomy places the organism in Eukaryota, Viridiplantae, Streptophyta, Magnoliopsida, Proteales, Proteaceae. The record is from RefSeq and is a predicted model, not a curated record.
UUCAUGCAUCACCGACUGAAGAUAAAAUCACUUUUAUGAUAAAGUCUUUUAAUCCUCAGCAUACUUGUUCUCAAAGAAAAGACAAAAACCCGGAUGCAACAUCAAGAUGGAUUGCUAACAAACUUGGUCCACAACUCAAAGUAGAUCCUGAGUUGUCUACUAAUAGUAUUAGAGCCAUGUUAUGGAAGGAUUAUAAGAUUCAACCAAGUUACAGUCAGAUUUGGAGGGCACGUCUUCUUGCAAAAGAAGUAAAUGAGGGUAGCCAUGCCAAGUCGUAUUCCAAGCUUCCAAGGUAUGGAGAGAUGGUUAGGCAAACCAAUCCAGGUUCAAUGUUUAAUCUUCAAUUCAUUUCAAGAACUAACAUGGCCGACAAUCCAGUGUUUAAAAGGUGUUUUGUUUGUUAUGAAGCAAGCAAAAGAGGGUUUCUUAAUGGUUGUAGGCCAUUUAUUGGGUUGGAUGGAUGCCAUCUGAAGGGAAAGUUUGGAGGGACACUAUUGGCAGCUAUUUCUGUUGACGGGAGCAAUGGAUUAUUUCCACUUGCCUAUGCUGUUGUUGAAUCUGAGUGCAAAGACAGUUGGCUGUGGUUCCUUCAGAAUCUGUAUACUGCAUUGUAUUCUACAUCAGAUGACAUGGGGUAUUUAACUUUCAUGUCAGAUAAGCAAAAGGGGUUAACUGAUGCAAUUAAGGAGGUUUUCCAUGAAUCACAUACAAGGCAUUGCAGUAGGAAUUUAUAUGCAAAUUUCAGGAAAGAUUAUAAAGGUGAGAAGCUAAAAGCUUUAUUUUGGACUGCAUCAAGGGCUUACAGAGAAAUUGAGUGGACAAAGGCAAUGGCUGAGAUCAAGAGUAUAAAUCAAAAAGCAUAUGAUUUUCUGAUGGAAAACCAGCCUAGUUCAUGGUCAAGAUGGGCAUUUAAUCACCAAACAAAAAGUGAUCACAUAACCAACAACAUGACAGAGUCCUUCAAUAACUGGGUAGGCCCGUAUAGAGACAAACCCAUCCUAUAUUUGAUUGAUCAAGUGCGGAUAAGUUUGAUGGAUAAAUUACAUAAGAGGUUUGAGCAAGCUUGUUCUUACAAGGGGACUUUGACACCAAAGAUUAAGAAGAGAAUGGAUGUGAUCCACCAGCAAUCAAGAUCUUGUGUGGCCCUAUCAGCAGGAUAUAAUGAAUUUGAGGUGAACAAUGGCACAUCAAGAUUUGUGAUUACUGUGAUAGUUUUUAUUUUCUAG